AUGUGGAUUCCUGUGAAGACUCCGAAACUUGCAGUCGCUGUUUAUAAUUGGAAAGGAGAUGUCCGAUCAGGUUUACCACUGGAGAUUGGGGAAACAGUUCAAAUUUUGGAAGAAAAUGGAGGUUGGUUCAGAGGAUUCAGUACAAAGAACAGGUCAGCAUGGGGUAUAUUUCCUGCCAGUGUGAUAACCAUACGACCAUGUACGGUUAAAGGGACAGGAUUAUCAGCUAUUGCAGAAUUAAAAGAUGACCCACUAGUCCGAGAAAUAGCUUGCGUUUUAAGAGAAUGGGCCCGUCUUUGGAAGAAGCUAUAUGUGGAACGAGAAACCUACAGGUUCAGCGCCGUAGCCAAGGUUAUGCGUGAACUGUUGAGCGGUCGACGAGCAUUGCUGACCGGAACCCUGACGCAGGACCAGACCAGGGCGCUGCGUCUGAAACUCGUCGCGAAACUAGAUUGGGGUAAUCGGUAA
Messenger RNA from Leptosia nina, 468 nucleotides. Lineage: Eukaryota; Metazoa; Arthropoda; Insecta; Lepidoptera; Pieridae. The record is from the annotation of a GenBank genome assembly.